Striga hermonthica is the source of this 1314-nucleotide messenger RNA. Lineage: Eukaryota; Viridiplantae; Streptophyta; Magnoliopsida; Lamiales; Orobanchaceae. The record is from the annotation of a GenBank genome assembly.
AUGGCGGUGCUCAAUGCGUUAUCCCCGCCAACCAAACCUCUACUGCUUGCGUCAUCCUCGGAGCAGAUUUCCUAUUUUUUAACUAAUAACGACGGCGCGAGCUCGCGUUGUUCGCACAGAGCUAAGCAAAGAACUCAAACAGCGAAAUCGAAGCUGUACGCGAUGCAAUCCAACACAAAUUCAUCAGGUAUUGGAUUUUCAUGGCUAAAAGACACCUCUUCUAAUGGCAACACAAUUAUUAGUCGCAUAAAAACCGAAGGUCCAUUGCAUUCUGUGUUCCCCACGAAACCAGCUGAAGUCUCUUCUGUAAAAGACCUUUUUGAAUUUAUAUGCUCGGGUCCUCUUAUGGACAAAGUAGGCCUAACCCCAGAGAAAGUGGCUGAAUCAAUUGAUAAGUGGGUGUUGUGCGGAUCACAGCUUUGUAGAUUGUUUCAGCUCAAUGAACUUUAUCUCACGGAGCCUCAGAAAGUUCGGUUAUACCAUUAUUACAUACCGGUUUUCUUGUGGUGUGAGCAGGAAAUCUCGAAUCAUAAUUAUAAGUUCAAAGAUGGAGAAGAUGUCCCCCCUUUGGUGAUUGGAUUUAGUGCACCACAAGGUUGUGGCAAAACAACACUCGUUUUUGCAUUGGACUUCCUUUUCCGAAUCACUGGGAGGAAGACUGCAACUAUAUCCAUUGAUGAUUUUUAUCUCACAGCAGAGGAUCAGGCCAAACUGAGAGAAAGCAAUCCUGGGAAUGCACUUUUAGAGUUACGUGGAAAUGCUGGUAGUCAUGAUAUUGGGUUGUCCAUCGAGACAUUGACAGCCUUAAGCAAAUUAACUAAAGAAGGCACAAAAAUGAAGCUGCCUCGGUAUAACAAGUCUGCGUAUAAUGGUAGAGGUGAUCGAGCCGACCCUUCAAAGUGGCCAGAGGUGGAGGGCCCACUGACUGCUGUUCUAUUCGAAGGCUGGAUGCUCGGUUUUAAGCCAGUGCCAGUUGACGUUGUGAAAGCAGUUGAUCCACAGCUUGAGAUCAUCAAUAAAAACUUGGAAGCUUAUUAUGAUGCGUGGGACAAGUUCAUCAAAUCAUGGAUAGUAAUCAAGAUUCAGGACCCCAGUUAUGUCUAUCAGUGGCGUUUGCAGGCUGAGAUUGCCAUGCGAGCUGAUGGAAACCCGGGAAUGUCUGAUGAGGAGGUUCUUGAUUUUGUUUCAAGAUACUUGCCAGCAUACAAAGCAUAUCUCCCUACUCUCUAUGCUGAAGGGCCAAAUGGUGCCGAUCCUAACCAUUUGCUCGUUGUCGAUAUUGACGAGGGCCGAAACCCAAUUCUCGGUAAUUAG